Closterium sp. NIES-65 is the source of this 1140-nucleotide messenger RNA. The record is from the annotation of a GenBank genome assembly. NCBI's taxonomy places the organism in Eukaryota, Viridiplantae, Streptophyta, Zygnematophyceae, Desmidiales, Closteriaceae.
AUGUUCUUGGGGGGCCCCAUCCCCUUCCCUGCUUCCCCCCAUCCCCUUCCCUGCUUCGCCCUAUCCCCUUCCUUGCUUCCCCCAUCCCCUUCGCUGCUUCCCCCAAGCCCCAUCCCCUUCCUUGCUUCCCCCCAUCCCCUUCCCUGCUUCCCCCCAUCCCCUUCCCUGCUUCCCCCCAUCCCCUUCACUGCUUCCUCCCAUCCCCUUCCCUGCUUCCCCCUAUCCCCUUCUCUGCUUCCCUCCAUCCCCUUCCCUGCUUCCCCCCAUCCCCUUCCCUGCUUCCCCCCAUCCCCUUCCCUGUUUCGCCCCAUCCCCUUCCGUGCUUCCCCCCAUCCAAUUCUCUGCUUCCCCUUAUCCCCUUCCCUGCUUCCCCCCAUCCCCUUCCCUGCUUCCCCCCAUCCCCGUCCCUGCUUCCCCCCAUCCCCUUCCCUGCUUCGCCCCAUCCCCUUCCUUGCUUCCCCCCAUCCCCUUCACUGCUUCCCCCUAGCCCCAUCCCCUUCCCUGCUUCCCCCCAUCCCCUUCCCUGCUUCCCCCCAUCCCCUUCCCUGCUUCCCCCCAUCCCCUUCAUUGCUUCCCCCCAUCCCCUUCCCUGCUUCCCCCCAUCCCGUUCCCUGCUUCCCGCCAUCCCCUUCCCUGUCUUCGUGUUACCAGUUUCCCUGUCCCUUUUACCUGUAUCCCUUUUCCUUGUGUCUCCCCACCCUCUGUUCUGCUUCCUUCAUCCUCGCACACCUUACCCCCUGCACACCUUACCGCCUGCACACGUUACCGUCUGCACACCUUACCCGCUGCACACCUUACCGCCUGCACACCUUACCGCCUGCACACCUAACCGCAUGCACACCUUACCGCCUGCACACCUUACCCCCUGCACACCUUACCCACUGCACACCUUCCCCCCAGCACACCUUACCCCCUGCACACCUUACCCCUUGCACACCUUACCACCUGCACACCUUACCCUAUGCACACCUUACCGCUUGCACACCUUACCGCCUGCACACCAUUCCCUCUACUCUCUCCCCAUUCCCUCCCCCUUUGAUCCCCCUUGUCCUCGCGGUGGGCCGGGGGAGUGCAGAUUGGUGCAGACUGCCUUUAGCCACCCCUGCUGCCCCAUACUCUCUGCUGACCUGCGCCCUAUGA